AUGUUUACAACCAGUUUUGCCAGUCCUAUGUUUGUCAAAUUCUUGCCAUGCCUUCUACAAGAAGUACCAGCUCUUCAGAUGUCCCAGAAAUCCAAUUUGGCUGUGGCAUCAGAGGCAACCAUUCGUAAGAGUGGGCGAAGAAGUGUUCCAAAUCGGAAAUAUUUGGAUAUGGAAAUGGAUUUUCGCCGGAAGAAGUCCAAAACUGCCUCCUCUCCAGAGAAAAAAUCUGGGAAGUUUCCUGAACAAGACAAGACACCAAAAUCUCAAAAUUCUAGUGCCUCUACUUUGAAAAGAAAACUAGACUUAAAUACAGAAAAAAAUCUAUCAAGUAAAAAACGGGCUGUAAAAGAACCUUCAGAAAAUGAGGGGUCUCCCAAAAAGUCAGUUCAGUCACUUCUCAAAACUGUGUCUCCCAAAAAGAAAGCUGCUUCAACUGUUGUCAGUACAGCUACUAGUCCCUUGAGAACCCAAUUACCUUCUCCAGGUUCACCUCAGAAGAUUGCUUCACCCAUUUUGAAAAUAGCCAGUCCACAAAAGUCCUCUACUCUUGUCCCUCGAAAAGUUGUUCAAUCUUCAGCUAACUUCAUUGGGAAUAACUCUGACAGCAAUCAACAAACGCAACCAGUUAUUUUAGUAGGGACAGAACAACUUAAUGCUUCACCCACCAUGCUCACUACCAACAAAAAUUCAGGCUCUGUUCCUAACAACUCUGCUUUAAGUGAGGAACGCUCAGAAAAUCUCACCCUCUUUCAGACAGCAAAUGUACUUGGUGAUGUUGCACAGGAAUUGAGCUUACCUGUUACUAGUUCUAAAGCCUCAGAGAAUUUCAGUAAGACCUUGCCCACACUUUCUGACUCUCUCAGUUCUUCCCUAAAUUCUGUUUCAAAUAGCAAACCUGAACACAUUGUUGUGGUUCAUCCUGCUGAGCCAGUUGAUCAGCAAGUAAAUCAAAGGACUGAUUUUCUUGAUGCUGAUAAGAAUCUUAGCAAAGAAUUACCAGAGACUUCUGUGACUGAGCCUUCAGUGCCACAGAUUGUGGUGACACUACCAAAUACAAUCUCUUCAGUGGCACUGCAGAAUUCUUCUUUGUCAAAUACACCAGCAGUAACAACAGAGGGCUCCAUGACAUAUUCUGUAGAUAUGACCAUGUCAUCUACAAAACCUAUUAUCUCUUUUACAGAAGGAAUCUCACAGGCAUCACCAUAUACUGUUUCUCUUUUAAACAACAACAACAAUAAUAGUAGCAGCAAUAAGGAUAAGGAGGCAGUUGAAUCUUUAAUAAAUGCAAGCCACAUUACUGAGAAAGUCAGUGAGAGUGGCAGUGUUAUGAUGUGCCUCUCUUCUGGAACUGAGGAUCUGGUUCCCAGCACCAUGUCCCUUGAUGUAAAUACUCAUCAUGAUGCUCACCGGCUUGAAACUGAAGCUGCUAUCCAGGAAAUCACAGCCAGUUUCCCCCAGACCUUCACUAGCAAUGAUAUAGUGAUUCAUGAAAAGGACCAAAUCACCAAAACCUCAAUAUCACUUGCAGAAGCUGCAAAGAUGGUGGCUGAAUCUCAGACAAUUGUUGAUUUACCAGAUGUGAACAGUCUUUCAGAAUGUGGACUGGAAGGACUCCGUAGCCAGCCUACGCCUGUCACCCGUGAGGUAGCUACUACAACUCUUCCUACUGCAGUAGCAUCAACCCAGACACCCCUGCAAUUACCUAGGAAGAGUUCAAAAGCUUCUUCACUAAUGAAGAACCUUACUGUCAACAUGCAGCAAUCAGGAAAGCUGCCUUUAGACAUGGAUGAUGACGAUGAUGAUGAUGAUGAUGAUGAUCUUGAAGAUGGUGAUUGUUUUGACAAUGAUGAGGAGGAGGAGUUGAAGGAAGUAGAACCUCGUAAAAGUACUCAAGAAUUUAUUGUUGUUCAUCUGCCUGAGGGUGCACAGAUAAAACGAGAAAGAGUGGACUCGAGGCACCAAAUUGAGCCAUUAGGUAGAGGGCGAGUGGAUGAAAAUGGAUCCUAUCGAUGCACUGAGUGUAAUUAUAUGACAGCAAAGAAGGCAAAUUGGUACAAACAUCGAAAAAAACAUUUGGGUUUGCGGCCACAUUGUUGUUUGACAUGUGACUACAAAGCAACGACAAGCAGUAACCUGAAACGGCACAUGGCAAUCCAUGCAGAUCUACGUGAAUACAAAUGCAACCUGUGUUCUAAUUAUUUUCGACAGAAGAUUCACUUAGAAAGACACAUGAAAUAUAAACAUGAGGAGAAAAAAGUCCAGUGUCCGCUGUGUAAUUAUGUGUGUGCCAGUGAAAACCCUGAUUUGAAAAUUCAUUUCAAACGUCGUCAUGUUCCCUCUACAUAUAGUACAAUGAAUUCUUUUACAUGUGAUGAAUGUGGAUUGCAUAUGAUGAAGAAGCAUGGUAUUGAGAUUGUGAUGAAUAUGAAAGACGAUUGGUCUACAAAUGGUUAUGCAACUAAUAAUGCCCCUCUGUUGGUAGACAAGGGUGAUGGUACAGAACCAAAUAUAAUGACAGUUGGCAACGUUGUGACAGCAACUAGUGAGGAGUCAAACCAGUUAAUGGUGGUCACUGAAGAUGCUGAUAACAACACCAUGCAGACUGUGAUCACGAUUGAAGACCUGGCUUCAUCAAUGACCAACCCAGUGAAAAUGUCUGAGGUCAGUGUUAGCACUGGGUCAACGGGAGAAAUGUCAGAUAAGGUGCUGACUGAUGAUUUGAAUCAACAACAACAUGCUGCAGAUGCUGUUGAGGGUCUACAGGCUCUGGCAGAACAUCCACGUAUAGUGGACCAUGACAACCAUUUCAAGUGUAGUGAUGAUGUUGAAACUCAGAUAGAGGAUGUCAGGGUUGAUGCUGAGAGGGAGGUAGGGAUAAUUAAUAAUGAGGUUAAUGUUGUUGCUGAGAAAAACAUGUCUGAGGUGGAUGAAGCUACUGUUUCGGUGAUUGACCAGCUGACAACAGAAACCCCUGUUAAGGAGAGCUUUGAACUGACUACUGACCAAGUUGUACAUCUAUCCACUGGUGAUUAUGUGGAAAUCAAUGGGGAAGUGUACAAAGUGGAAAUUUCCACAGAGCCUGCAGAGGAAACUGUGACCACAAGUGGUACUUCAGAUUCUGCAGGAACAGAACUUUUUGAAACUAUUGUGCAGAAUGAUACAAAUGCAGCUGCUGCUUCAUUUCUCACUUGA
Molecule: messenger RNA, 3192 nt
Organism: Acanthosepion pharaonis
Lineage: Eukaryota; Metazoa; Mollusca; Cephalopoda; Sepiida; Sepiidae
Source: the annotation of a GenBank genome assembly